AUGUCUACCAAAAUACCAACUGCCGAGAAAGAUACUAGGUCAGAGGAAGAACAAGCAGCGUUAGAAUAUGGGAAGCUUACUUCUAAAGACUACUUGUAUGUUUCUCAACAUCCAGUGGGAGAACCAUUACCCACACCCAUCGAGGACGAGCCGCCAUACAUAGUCUAUAUUACGACGUAUAUAAGUUAUCUUCUUUUGAUUCUUAUUGGACACAUUCGGGACUUCUUUGGGAAAAUAUUCAAGCCACGAGACUAUGAACAUUUGGUGGAGAAAGAUGGCUAUGGUCCGUGGUACGAUGGGUUUGAAAGUUUUUACGUCCGUCGGUUGAAAUUAAGAAUCGAUGAUUGUUUUGCGAGACCUAUUCAUGGAGCACCGGGGCGUUACAUCAAGUGUUUUAACCGUGAUAGGACCCGCGUGUACGAUGAGUAUACCUAUCCUGGAACUUCAACGGAAUGUUUGAAUUUGUCCUCUUACAACUAUUUGGGAUUUGCACAGUCUAAAGGUUUGUGUACGGAUCAUGCCUUAAAGGCGGUUGAAGAUUAUGGUACCUCUGGGUGCUCUCCAAGACUGCUUAGUGGUACCACUGACUUACAUAAGGAAUGUGAACGUGUCAUUGCUGAUUUUGUACACCAGGAAGAUGCUAUCAUUGUUAGUCAAGGUUACGGUACUAACGCCAAUUUAUUUGCAUCUUUGGCCGAUUCCAACUGUUUGAUUAUAAGUGACGAGUUGAACCACGCGUCGAUUAGAUUUGGUAUCAGAUUGUCAGGCGCAUCUGUUAAAGUGUUCAAACAUAAUGAUAUGAAGGACUUAGAAAAGUUAUUGAGAAACUCGAUUGCUCAAGGUCAACCAAGAACUCAUCGUGCAUGGAAGAAAAUCAUCAUUGCUGUUGAAGGGUUAUACUCUAUGGAAGGUAAUAUGUGCAAUUUACCUCAAAUUGUGGACUUGAAAGAAAAAUACAAAUGCUAUUUGUUCGUAGAUGAAGCUCAUUCUAUUGGUGCGUUAGGACCUGAAGGUAGAGGUAUCUGUGACUACUUUUCUGUCGAUACACGUAGAAUUGACUUAUUAAUGGGUACUUUCACUAAAUCUUUUGGUGCUACCGGGGGAUACAUUGCUGGUCCAAAGGAAUUAAUAAAUAAAUUGAGAAUUAAUUACAUUACUAACAACUACUCCGAAUGUGUUCCUCCUCCAGUCUUGGGUCAAAUCAUCUCUUCAUUAAGUGUCAUUGAUGGUAGUUUAAGCCCUGGUGAAGGUUCUGAAAGAUUAAAGAGAAUUGCUUUCAACUCGCGUUAUUUAAGAUUAGGAUUAAAGAAAUUAGGAUUUAUUGUUUACGGUGCCGAUGACUCUCCAGUUAUCCCGGUUUUGUUAUUUUUGCCAGGUAAGAUGCCUGCUGUAUCAAGAUUCUUGUAUUCUAUGAACAUUGCUGUCGUGGUUGUCAGUUAUCCUGCCACCCCGUUAAGUAGUGCUAGAGUCAGAUUAUGUGUCAGCUCAGCAUUAACCAAAGAAGAUCUUGACUACGUUUUAACUAAAUUUAAUGAAGUUGGUGAUAUGGUUUAUUUGAAAUUUAGCAGUGGUAUCGCUGGUGGGUCUAAAAUACCAGGACAACCUCCUAGAUGGUCAAUCGAAGAUGUGAUCGCCACUAAUGUCGAAGAUUGCAAAAAAGCUACUAUGGCGUAA
Debaryomyces fabryi is the source of this 1674-nucleotide messenger RNA. It is a transcript of the gene LCB2, whose product is annotated as serine C-palmitoyltransferase. The coding region runs from base 1 to 1674 and encodes 557 amino acids. Gene Ontology annotation, cellular component: serine palmitoyltransferase complex. The transcript has a single exon. Gene Ontology annotation, biological process: ceramide biosynthetic process; sphingosine biosynthetic process. The record is from RefSeq and is a predicted model, not a curated record. NCBI's taxonomy places the organism in Eukaryota, Fungi, Ascomycota, Pichiomycetes, Serinales, Debaryomycetaceae. Gene Ontology annotation, molecular function: serine C-palmitoyltransferase activity; pyridoxal phosphate binding.